AGAUCAGGUUCACAUGUGCUCAGCUCUGUGUCUGUGAAGAGUGACCAUUCAAAGGGUAAUGUACCGAACUUCAGUGAGAAAACACCAUGUAACAAGAGUGUAAGAUCAGGCUCACAUGUAUUCAGCUUUGUGUCUAUGAAGAGUGACCAUUCAAAGGUAGAUAGACCAAACUUCAGUGAGAAAACACCAUCACCUUCCAAAAGUAACAAAGGACAUAAGUCCACAGUAAAUAUUGGUGAAGAAAUUACACGAUGGGAAGCUCUGAAAGCACAGAAGGGUUUGAAGAGUGAUGUGGAACUGGCAACUUUUCUUCUCAACAGGGUUCAGUUUGAUAAAUCAGACUCAAACUACAAGAAUUACCGCAACCGCAAGAAUUUCAGAGAAAAUCUCCUCUGCAUCUUCAAGGAGCUGGAAAAGUUUAAGAAAAUAUUAAAAGGAGAGAGAAGACAGUACUUUGUGCAGGGCUUCACAGAGGAGAUGCGUGAUAUCAAAGAAGCAGCUCUUGAUAUCACACUCUUCUUUCUGAAUGAUAUGAAGCAAUAUGAGGCUGCAGAUGAUCUACAAGAUGAGCUGGUCCUCGUUCAACAGCAACCACUAAAAUCAAACCUGAAGAAGAAAUAUCAAUCUGUAUCUGAAGGAAUUGCACAGCAUGGUGACUCCAAGCUUCUGAAGAACAUCUACACAGAUCUCUGUAUGACUCUGAGUGUUAGUAAACAAGUCAAUAUCCAAAAUGAAGUAGGACAAGUUCAGGCUGCUGAAAGACUACAUGAAUCAAAAGAGAUUCCAGUUGAAUGCAAAAAUUUGUUUGAAGCACCUGAACCAGACAAGAAGAUCAGAACUGUACUAACAAAAGGAGUUGCUGGCAUCGGAAAAUCCAUCUCUGUGCAAAAGUUCAUUCUGGAUUGGGCUGACGGUAAAGAAAAUCAGGAUAUUACUUUCAUAUUUCCUCUUCCGUUAAGAGAGAUGAACUUAAAGGAGAAAGAAACACAAAGCUUGACAAGUCUUUUACAUCAGUUUUUUUCCAGAGAUAAAAGGAGUAAACCUUGCAAGAUAUUAUAAAUUUAAAUUACUGUUCAUCCUUGAUGGUUUGGA
Messenger RNA from Carassius auratus (goldfish), 1092 nucleotides. RefSeq lists its product as uncharacterized. The record is from RefSeq and is a predicted model, not a curated record. The coding region runs from base 136 to 1059 and encodes 307 amino acids. Lineage: Eukaryota; Metazoa; Chordata; Actinopteri; Cypriniformes; Cyprinidae. The transcript has 6 exons.